AUGGAUGGCCAAACUGAGGUAAUUAAUAGGUGUCAGGAAAGCUACUUACGUUGCUUUGCUUCUGAGCAACCAAAGACUUCGUCUCAUUGGGUUCCAUGGGCAGAAUUUUGGUACAAUACUACAUUUCAAACUCCAAUUGGUAAAACCCCAUUUGAGGUGGUAUAUGUGAGGCAACCCCCAAGCUUGUUGCGUUUUCUAAGCAAUGAAACCAAAGUAGUAGUAGCUGUGACUAUUGAACCAAGUGAACGAGACGAGGCUCUGGGACAAUAA
Vicia faba (fava bean) is the source of this 270-nucleotide messenger RNA. The record is from the annotation of a GenBank genome assembly. NCBI's taxonomy places the organism in Eukaryota, Viridiplantae, Streptophyta, Magnoliopsida, Fabales, Fabaceae.